Vespula vulgaris is the source of this 2234-nucleotide messenger RNA. Its product is annotated as probable glutamate receptor. NCBI's taxonomy places the organism in Eukaryota, Metazoa, Arthropoda, Insecta, Hymenoptera, Vespidae. Gene Ontology annotation, cellular component: membrane. Bases 134 to 2104 code for a protein of 656 amino acids. The transcript is spliced from 8 exons. The record is from RefSeq and is a predicted model, not a curated record. Gene Ontology annotation, molecular function: glutamate-gated receptor activity.
ACCGAAUGACUAACUCAAAUAAGCAACAGUAAUUUUUUCAAUAGUUUAGAAAUCCUAUUUACUUUUUGUGCACUUUACUUUCUGUGAUGUGUAAAUAUUUUCUCAUGAAUUUUUAUAGAACGUAAUCGUCGAUAUGUUUAACUUGAGAAAUAGUUCUGUCAACUUUGAAAUAAUGUUUCUUGUGGGAUUAAAGAUACUCGUCCUUCUUCUUCUUCCGAAGAUCGCAAGAUCGCAAGAUCUUCCUAUCAGCGAAGAACAGAUUCCUUUUAUCAUAGAUAUUUGCAAAUUAUAUGGAUCGAAAUCCGCAAUUUUCUUAUACUCUGAAUCGAUAAAUGAAAUGGAAAUGACAACAAUGAUGUUUAAAUGGAGGCGUGCAUUAUCUCGCGAAGGUGUUGCGAGCACGAACUUGUACUUUUCACAAUUGCACAAAUCGUCGUACUACAUAAAACAAAUUGUACGACCGUAUUAUAUAGUGGUGAUUUCUAAUUACAGUGUGAUUAAUGAGUUUUCUUUAGCAACAAGUACCUUUAACAUGUCAUCAGCUAUGUGGCUAGUGAUAUUCAUUUACAAGGAAAAUGGUUCCGGUUACUGUCAGAAUCCACCAGGUAAUAUAUUUCAUUUAAGAUUCAAUUCCGAAAUGAUGGUCCGUUGUGGUACGGAAAAUAUUUUACGAGAAUGGUAUUCGAUCGAUAUGAAUCGAACCGAGAUCGAUGAUGUAGCUACGUGGAGCUUAGAGAAAGGAAUCACUAAUAUAGUUCCAGAUUCUCUUCAUGAAAGAAGAUAUAAUUUAAAGGGUUUGAUCAUGAGAGCUGUUAUAAUUAAGGAUUCAUCAUUUAUAACUGUAAAAAAGGACGGUGAAUUAGGCGGUACGUUUGGUGAAUUACUAAAAGAACUUUGUACCAUACUUAAUUUUAGUUUCGAUGUUGUCUUGGAAUCAGAAGAAUUUGGAAGUUGGAAUCCAGAAAAAAAGACUUGGUCUGGAGCAAUUGCAGAAUUACAUGCAGGACGUGCUGACAUUUCUCUUUCAGGUUUUUCUGUUACCAAUGCCAGAUUGAAUGUUGUUGACUUCACGGUUCCUUUUUUGAAUAUCAAAAACUUUCUUGUUAUUCGAGAACCUGAAAAAUACGGGAUUAAAUGGUCAUCUCACUUUUUAACUUUCAAUAAUUCUGUUUGGAUUGCUAUCAUUGCAGUAUUAAUAACUUCAUCGAUCUUAUUGAUUUUUCUCAAAGUAAAUAAUGGAAGUGAUCGUAAAAUAGGAUAUUUAUUCAUCGAUAAUUUUCUGGAAAUUUGGAGUAUAUUUUGUCAACAGGGAUUGGCAGAUUUUUCUGGUAGAUCUUCUUUAAGAAUAGCAUACUUCUCUGUAUUUAUUUUGGUUACCGUCUUAUCGGCCGCCUAUUCAGCAGGUUUAAUAAGCUUUUUAACGUCUACUAUUCACGUCUUACCCUUUCAUUCAUUAGAGAGCUUCGUUCAAGACGGUACUUAUCAACUUGCCGUCGUUCGUGGUACGGCUUAUUAUGAUAAGUUUGCAAAUUCAGGAGAUCCACUCGCAAAGAAAUUGAUGAAGUUGAUGUUAGAAGACAGAAAGUUGCCCCUUACUGAGCAGGAAGGAUAUAAGAAAAUUUGUAAAAAUCGGAAAUUAGCAUUCUACACAGUUGAUAAAGAUGUUAUAGCAAAUUUGAAAAUACCAUGCAAUGUGGUUCAUAUUGCUACGGGACAUGUAAACAAUAUUGCUAUGAUUUUAUCUAAGCAUAAUCCAUUCACCGAUGUCAUCAAUUUUCAUUUACAGAAAUAUGUUUACAAUGGUAUGAUGAACCGUUUGAAACAGAAGACAAUUAAAAAAAAAUCCAAUAAUAUGAUCAAACAUCAACCAGUUCCCCUAAUCAGCGUAAUAUUACUUCUUAUCUUCAUCCUUAUUGGUAUUGUUUUGAGUAUAUGUAUUCUGGUUAUAGAAAAGCUUAUUUUUGCUCGUACAAAAAAGAAAAUAUUGAAGGUACAUUAUAUUCCGUCCAUUAAAUCGUUAGGAUUUUACGUAAAAAGGAAGAAAAGUUUAAGAAAUAUCACAAAGUAUUACACAAAUCGUAUAUAUGUACGCGAAAAUUAUUAAUGACAACGCAGAUGUUCGUUUUCGAUGAUUAUUAUUUUCUAAUAAAAAAGAAAUAUGCGUACGCUAUCUUAUCUUCUGCAUUAUUUAGUACAGCUUUAAAUCACAAUUGAAUUUUUUUAUUGUAUGAUAC